GAAAAUUUUAUAUUUUACAUAUUGAUUGUACUGGUGACAGUCAUGGCUAAUUCAAAAUAUACGGUUGCAGGUUCUAUAGUUACUAAAGUAUUUGACAUUAAAGACGAUACGAUUGCUUAUUGGACACCUGAAAAAAUGAGAGAUGCAAUAUCCUUAACAACUAAUGAAUCUGAAAAUAAUAAUAAAACGAGAAAUGCAAUACCCUUAACAACUAAUAAAUCUGGAAAUAAUAAAACCAAUUAUCGUACUAAAAGAGAUCGGCCAGUGAAGAAAUCGAAUUUUAAUCCCUAUGUUCCUUAUGGAAAAUUAUUUUUUCAUAACACCGGCGAUGGUAAAGAUUAUUUUUGUACUGCUAGUGUAAUUAGGACUGAAAAUGGAAAUAUCGGGCUUACUGGCGCACAUUGUAUUUAUGAUCAAAAUAAUAAUUGGUCUUCAAAUAUGGUUUUUUGCCCCGGGUUUGAAAAUGGGGAAUGUCCGGUUUCUAUCCCCGUUAAAGGAGGUUCUGUAGAAGUAGUAAAUGGCAACUAUUAUUAUGAUUACGGCAUGAUUAAGUUCAAUUACGAUCAGGGUAAAUUGCAAGACAAAACAGGAUGUUUCGACUGGGAUACUAAUCCUGGAGAUACAGUUAAUGAUAUCACUGUAAUAGGCUAUCCAAUAAAUGGUGAAAUUGCAAAUUGUAAAAAAGAUGGAAGUUCCCUUUGUCAAUGGAGUGGGAGUUCGUUUAGAUCAGGUAGUUUUAGAUACGUACCUAUAAAUACCGGAAGUGGUUCAAGCGGAGGCCCUUGGAUUAGAACAUAUGACAGUAAAUCUCAAACAGGCUGGGUAAUUGGUAGUACAAGCGCUAGUUCACCUGGUUCAACUAAUUCAGCCAUAUAUUCUUACGACGAAUUCACGAAACUAAUAAAUGAGGCUUCAAAACUUUAAACUAAUUAAGACAAUAACUUUAUCUAAUA
Rhizophagus irregularis DAOM 181602=DAOM 197198 is the source of this 953-nucleotide messenger RNA. RefSeq lists its product as uncharacterized. The record is from RefSeq and is a predicted model, not a curated record. NCBI's taxonomy places the organism in Eukaryota, Fungi, Glomeromycota, Glomeromycetes, Glomerales, Glomeraceae.